AUGUCAACAACAUUUACAUUAUCAGCAUCAGCCAUUCUAAGUGAACAAUUAAUUGGACUUGUUAGUCCCAUCUCACGUGCCAUCAUAUCAUCACCAUUCAAUAGAAUUAGAAUUAUCCUUCAAACACAAAAUGAUAUUAAAACUACUACCAAUACUACUAAACAAAGCCUUUCCGAUCCAUCAUCAUUAAAAUCAUCAUCAUCCAAUAAUACUAAUAAUACUAAUAAUAAUAAUACCAGUAAUAGUAGUAAUGUAAUAGAUUGUGGAAUUAAAAUAAUUAAACAAGAAGGUAUUCUCAGUUUAUGGAAAGGUUUUUCAGCACAAUUAGCAAGUGUUUUAUUGGUUCAUUAUUCAACCAUUCCAGUGUCUAGAUUUGUAUUUACCAAUAUUUCAAACUCUCCACUUUUAGCCUCAAUUAUUAAUUCAAUCAUUUCCUAUCCAUUAGAACAAUGUAAAACAAUAUUAUUGGUAGAUGAACAUGUUCAUCAUUUAAAUUAUGGUGGUGCUAAUAAUAAUAAUAAUAAGAAUAAGAAUGAUGGUAAUAAUAAUAUUCAUAAUAAUGAAAAACAAUAUUCAGGUGUAAUUGAUUACUUUAUUAAGAGAAGUAAUGAAAGUGGAUUAGUAUCACAUUAUCAUGGAUUUAUUACUUAUAUAUUAGGUGGUUUAAUUUAUAGAAAAUCAUUUUCAUUAAUUUAUCAAAUAUUGAGAAAUAUUCGUCCAUCACUCUAUUUUGACAACAUGUCACAAUGGAGUAUUGUAAUAUCUGAAAUUAUAUUAGCACAAUUAUGUAUUGCUAGUGCAUCUGCAUUAGCUUAUCCAUUAGAUACUAUUAGUAGAAGAUUACAAUUACAAGCAUGUAAAAAAUCUGAAGAUAGAAAAUUUACAAAUACAAUUCAAUGUGCUAAAAAAAUUAUUAGAGAAGAAGGUGUAUUAGCACUUUAUCAAGGAUAUGAAGCUCAUUGUUUAUCUGCUUUUUCACUUACUCUCAUGUCAUUGGUUUUACAUUCUGUAUUUGGUAUUCAUUAA
Messenger RNA from Naegleria gruberi, 1026 nucleotides. RefSeq lists its product as uncharacterized. The coding region runs from base 1 to 1026 and encodes 341 amino acids. The transcript has a single exon. Gene Ontology annotation, biological process: mitochondrial ADP transmembrane transport; mitochondrial ATP transmembrane transport. NCBI's taxonomy places the organism in Eukaryota, Heterolobosea, Eutetramitea, Acrasida, Naegleriidae. The record is from RefSeq and is a predicted model, not a curated record. Gene Ontology annotation, cellular component: mitochondrial inner membrane. Gene Ontology annotation, molecular function: ATP:ADP antiporter activity.